Pseudovirgaria hyperparasitica is the source of this 984-nucleotide messenger RNA. RefSeq lists its product as uncharacterized. The transcript has a single exon. The record is from RefSeq and is a predicted model, not a curated record. Gene Ontology annotation, molecular function: RNA binding. The coding region runs from base 1 to 984 and encodes 327 amino acids. Lineage: Eukaryota; Fungi; Ascomycota; Dothideomycetes; Acrospermales; Acrospermaceae.
AUGAGAGAGACGUCUCCGGAAGGUCAUAGGGCAGCCAACCAUUCCAAGAGCGACUCUAGGAGCGCGAAGAAGCGGAGGCGCACAAGCGAUGCCAAUGAUUCUGCCGAGGAGCUCAAGAUUGACUUAGCUCUUCCAGAACCUCCGUCAAAGAAAGCUUUACGUAAAGCAAAGAAGGCAAAACCUGCUGCAGAGGCAGCCAGCGCCACCAAAGAGGAUAUAGCGAAGGUAUCCGUACAGGAAUGCCAGAAACGUACCGACCAUGGUAUCUGGAUUGGCAAUCUACCAUGGGGAGCAACGAUAGAGGGCCUACGGGUAUUCUUCACAGAGAACUCCGAGAUCAAAGAUGGCGACAUUACGCGGAUUCAUAUGCCUAAACCUAAGAAACCCUCCCCGACCCUGCGGAUAAAACCAAACAAUUCCGGCUUCGCCUAUGUGGAUUUCGUCUCUGAAGCAAAGAAGUUGAUAGCUAUAGAGCUGAGUGAGACUCCAAUUGAUGGUCGGAACUGUUUGAUCAAAGAUGCGAAGAGUUUUGUAGGCAGACCAGAGAAGUCCCAGACGACCCAAACUGAAGCCGUCAACAAAAAAUCGCCAAACAAGAGGAUAUUCGUUGGUAAUCUAGGAUUUGACAUAACGCGCGAAGCACUCUUCGAGCACUUCGCGCCCUGUGGAGAGGUUGAAGAUGUUUUUCUCGCAACGUUUGAGGAUUCUGGAAAAUGUAGAGGUUAUGGCUGGAUAACAUUCGGUGAUAUACCUUCCGCAGAAGCAGCUGUGCGUGGAUAUGGCUUCAAAGAUGUAGAACAAGAAGCUGAGCCAGACGAGGAGCAGUCUGAUGCCAAGAGAAAGAAGAAACCCAAACCACGUAAGUGGUGGGUCAACAAGAUCGAAGGGCGAAAUCUCCGUUGUGAAUUUGCAGAAGACAAGGCAACCCGCUACAAGAAGAGAUAUGGGAAAGACAAGUCGGUACAGGAAGACGCCAGCUACUGA